CAUUGACAUUUGACAAAUUGUGGCUUCGGCAUGCAGCAAACACGUUUGUUUCAAGUAAAAUUAAUUAAAUAUUAUGAUUUAGCAGCUUUAUAAUGGCAAAAUUACAUAAUUACCAUGUACUGUGUCCAUUAAUCGAUCAAAACAGUUUCUUAGGAGUGGCACGCGACGAACUGGAUGAAAAUGUUGUUGUAACAUUAGGCCGAAAUGUCGUCAACAAAUAUCGACUUUCAGAUCAAAAACAAAUUGGCGGGUGGACGUCAAAAGAUCAUCUGACCUCAGCGGUUAUAUUUGACAAGGAACAAGAUUCCUAUGUCGGAGUAUUCAAUAAGAAUACUAUUAAAAUGUGGAAAGAUGACUCCUGUAGCUUAGAUAAGAGUAAAAAAUACAAGUUCUCAGUAAACAUCAUGAAACUUAUACCAAGAGACAGUGAACCUUCAAUUAUUAUAUUUGAAAAUGGUAACUGUGCCUCCCUUGCUUAUGCAUUAGACAAUAGAAAAACAUAUGAAAACAAACUUCUUGUCAAAGACUCUGAAAAUAUUGUAGAUGUGGCUUGUUAUAAGAUACACAAAACAGAUUACAUUUGCUAUGUUAUUAAAAACAGUAAAGAUUCAUAUGACAUUAUGACAUGCUCCUUAAGAGAUGAAUUAGGUGAUAUGGAAAAGUCAAAGUUAAAUAAAAUCAAAGUUGCCAGAACAGAUUCCACUAAUGCACAUGUUAUUGGAAAAUUUAUCAGCAUAGAACAGAAUUCUGCAGUUUAUUUUAUGUGGAGUGACUCAAAGAUAACACAAUAUGACUUGGCUAAAAAGUCAUGGAAAACUAUUGGCUUAGUAACAUGGAUAUCAACAACCACUAGUGUUUCUAUGGCUUGGAUGGGUAAUGACAACCUCAUCUUAUUUGGAUGUAAUACUGACCAAGAUGGAGCUAUUAUUGUGGCCUACAACGUCAUACUAGGUGUAGGGUCAUGUAGAUACCCAAUGAAAAUGUACUCUGAAAAUGCUAAAUUAUACUGCUUUCAUGGCAGAAUAAUUCUUGAAGCAUCUAAUCAUAUUGGCAUGUUGCCAUUUGUGUUGGAGAUUAACAGGAAUCUGUCAAGUCUACUUGGGUCUCAUGAAAUUACCCAGGAUGAUACCAUGGAAAUAGCCAACUGGGACACCCCAGUCAACCCCAUGUUCAACUAUCCUAAGGAGGUGAAAAGCUUGCUGAAAUUAGGCUUAACUGAAAGGAGCAUGUGUGCACAGGUCAUUGCUAAGCUCGUAGAGCAAGAUGAUAUCAAUAAAAUAAAUGAAAUCAUCAGAAAAUUUGUAGAUGUCCCUGAAUCAAUAAUAGCUAUGCUGCUUAAUUAUGCUAUAAAAAAAAUUAAUCCAAGUGGCAUUGAUAUUACAAACCAUGAAGAGGUUGUAAAACUUUGUAGCAUUGAAAGUAAACCUUUUACUUUACUUCAAUAUCUGUUUGGAAUCGGUUUCAGUGAUGCAAUGUUGAUUCCAUGUUUGAGAAAUGGAAUAUCACUUGAUAGCUCAAUGUUUUUACUAACAUACAUAUUGUAUUUACUUGUUGAUUCAGAUAUAAAGCUCAAUUCACACUAUGAAAGUAAACUCAUUGAUUGGUGCACAUUACUAAUGGACUCUUUCUAUCAACAGAACUUGUUGACUAAAGAUGAGAAAGUGACACAUGUUUUAAAGAAUGUCCAGAAUGUUGUCUGUAACCUCAUAGAUCAGCUCACUGCUAUAGAUAAUAGUUUGCCUUUGUUACAUAAAAUUGUAUCAGGUAAACAUUCUGAACAAGAUGAUAGAGACACUUUGCCUUAUACAAUAGAGUUGAUGAAAAUAUAGUUAUUUUUGUUGA
Messenger RNA from Bicyclus anynana (squinting bush brown), 1842 nucleotides. Its product is annotated as nucleolar protein 11. Bases 93 to 1829 code for a protein of 578 amino acids. Gene Ontology annotation, cellular component: nucleolus; nucleus. The transcript is spliced from 4 exons. Gene Ontology annotation, biological process: maturation of SSU-rRNA. The record is from RefSeq and is a predicted model, not a curated record. Gene Ontology annotation, molecular function: RNA binding. NCBI's taxonomy places the organism in Eukaryota, Metazoa, Arthropoda, Insecta, Lepidoptera, Nymphalidae.